GAGGAGUGGACCUGCUCUUGCCCCAGCAGCACUGGGAACGGCCGACCGGGAAGAAAAUGAGAAGUCAGCAGAGAUAUCCGCGGUCGGCCGUUCCAACAGUUCAGAGGAGUGGACCUGCUCUUGCCCCAGCAGCACUGGGAACGGCCGACCGGGAAGAAAAUGAGAAGUCAGCAGAGAUAUCCGCGGUCGGCCGUUCCAACAGUUCAGAGGAGUGGACCUGCUCUUGCCCCAGCAGCACUGGGAACGGCCGACCGGGAAGAAAAUGAGAAGUCAGCAGAGAUAUCCGCGGUCGGCCGUUCCAACAGUUCAGAGGAGUGGACCUGCUCUUGCCCCAGCAGCACUGGGAACGGCCGACCGGGAAGAAAAUGAGAAGUCAGCAGAGAUAUCCGCGGUCGGCCGUUCCAACAGUUCAGAGGAGUGGACCUGCUCUUGCCCCAGCAGCACUGGGAACGGCCGACCGGGAAGAAAAUGAGAAGUCAGCAGAGAUAUCCGCGGUCGGGCGUUUGGAGUCUCCACUGCGUGUAUAGAAGCCUCGCUGAUCCGGGCUAAAUGGCAUCCUCUGGGUUUCUACUCUGAGCAACAAGGGCUGAAACUCCUUCUCUGUGCGGAGCCUUAGCCUAAUGGAUACCAUAACAAUAGCUGUGAGAUGGUGCUGUGUCCCACAGGCACACAUCAACUUUGUGACCGAUGGAAUCACAAAGUGGUAUAUGAGCAGAUGGAUAUACAAACAUUCUAAAACCAAAAAUCUGACAAUCAUUUGUGUCCAAGUAGAAUUUAAAAGAGUCUCUGCUUAUAUUAAACAGCUCCUAAGUGUGAUGAAAGCUCUAUGGGUGGAACCGGGACGUGGCUCAAUGGACUGGGAAGCAUUGGAUACACUGCUGGAUGACACACCUCUAGUGCCUGUCAGCACCAACAAAUACAGUGUCACGCACACCACCAUGAGACCAGGGGACAGCUUUUAUUACCAUGUGUGUAACACGGUGGAAUUAGUAAAAGGGCGCGCGUGGAUACUCAGGAGGGAACUGACCAUCGCGGACAAGAUGACCAUACUUAAGCUGCACAGCAAACAUGAACCUCACAGUGUUACGCUGUUAGUGCCCGGGACCGCAACAAGGAUGAUACAUGUGCGAUGCACCGAGCCCCAGCGAAUAUACGAGCUGUUCAAGAAGUAUGGCCUGACAUGCUCCAAUGUCUGGGAUUCCAGAACCUCCCUGUCUGCCACGGCUCCUUGUACAGCACUGUGUGACCACAACAUGACCACAGUUAAUGUGAACAGGAUCGCGGAGAAUGAUGCCUUGGGCCAGGAACCUGAGGUGUCCAAUUUCUACCACAACAUGAAAUGCAUCCGAAUACAAGCAAAGCGAGACGCGCUGAAACACAGACCCUACAGCACACAUCACCGCAGCGUGGUAGAUGCAGCACAACUGCCAUCAGCCAGUGUUGACGGAACCUGCUCGAAUGAGACUCAGCCCGACUGCAUAUCAGUUGCCCUGUACUACUACGAUCGAAUGGCCAAACUGGGAGAUGUCAUCAAGUCCGACGGUCGGUUCGUACCGUCUGUCCAGUAUUCAAAUCCAGAGGAGUGGUCUGGGGAUAGAUAUGUGUUAGAACUGGAACCAGACAACAACGUGAUCAUUACGGGCACGGUGCUCCCGGACGGCUCGAAUGCUGAGACAACGCAUGUGGAACCUUACACAUGCCCCUACUGUCUCGAAGACGCAAAUGCGUACCUUGAAUGCGGACACCUGUGUUGUGUGUCCUGUACAAGAAGAGCUAAGAAGAAGAAUUCUCUGGCCUGUGGUGUUUGCAAGAAAGAAACCACCUCUUACAGACCCCUUGAAAUACCACAGAACUUCGAGUCUACGUGCUUCGCAUGCUGCAAAGGGAAAGAGUGGGUCACAGAAUGUGGCCAUUUAAUAUGUGUCGAAUGCUACAUUGGACGAUGUCCUGUUUGUAGUAACCCGGUCACUACGCUUAAGAGGGUGUUUAUGUCAUAUUAACAAUGAGUCAAGGAGCCAGGUCUGAAAUACAUGCUUUAUUGUAUCUGAAAUAAAUGCUUUUCUGUAUCUGAAAUAAAUGCUUUUUUGUAUCUGAAAUAAAUGCUUUAUU
Messenger RNA from Esox lucius (northern pike), 2109 nucleotides. RefSeq lists its product as uncharacterized. Lineage: Eukaryota; Metazoa; Chordata; Actinopteri; Esociformes; Esocidae. The transcript is spliced from 3 exons. The record is from RefSeq and is a predicted model, not a curated record. Bases 621 to 2000 code for a protein of 459 amino acids.